AAGUGGUUGGCUGUGAAGGCGUCAAACAGAAUGGAAGAAGGCUUGCGGUUAGUCAGAACCAGAGCCAUGGCAGCGCCGAUAAAAGCGCUCCCAGGCAGAACAAACUCAAACCUGAAGUGACAACUGAAAUGGUACACUCCUCCAGCAUAAUGGUUUCAAACAAGGCUUCAAUCUUAUCAGAACCAAAGUUUGGACUAAGAGAUACUAUUGUUAAAUCUCAACUUGUACAAAUGGAGGAUUCCUACACACACAUCCAGAGCUUCAGAUUUUUUGUUGGGACAUAUAACGUGAACGGUCAGUCCCCCAGAGAAAGCCUCCAACCUUGGCUGAGAUGUGAUGCUGAGCCUCCAGACAUUUACUGCGUGGGUUUCCAGGAGCUUGAUCUGAGUAAAGAAGCCUUCUUUUUCAAUGACACACCGAAGGAAGAAGAAUGGUUUAAAGCUGUAACUGAUAGUCUUCACCCAGAUGCCAAAUAUGCAAAGGUGAAACUUGUGCGGCUCGUGGGAAUCAUGCUUCUGUUGUAUGUGAAAGCAGACCUUGCUUUGAACAUCUCCGAGGUGGAAAUUGAGACUGUGGGAACUGGAAUCAUGGGGAGGAUGGGUAAUAAAGGUGGUGUUGCCAUAAGGUUUAAAUUCCAUAACACUAGUGUGUGCAUUGUGAAUUCUCACCUUGCGGCUCACGCAGAGGAAUAUGAGCGGAGGAACCAGGACUUCAAAGACAUCUGCUCUCGGAUGCAAUUCUGCCAAUCAGAUCCAAAUUUGCCUCCUCUCACUAUUGGCAAACAUGAUGUGAUCUUAUGGUUGGGUGACCUGAACUAUCGGCUGGAGGAACUGGAUGUGGGAACAGUGAAGCAGCUUGUAGAUGAGAAAGCAUUUCUAGACCUUUGCCAAUAUGACCAGCUGAAGAGGCAAAUGAAUGCAAAUGCAGUCUUUGAAGGCUUUACAGAGGGAGAGAUUUCCUUCCAGCCAACAUACAAAUAUGAUGCUGGCUGUGAUGACUGGGACACAAGUGAGAAGUGUCGUGUUCCAGCAUGGUGUGAUCGGAUACUCUGGAAAGGGCAGAACAUUGCUCAGCUGAGCUAUCGCAGCCAUAUGGCUUUGAAGAUCAGUGAUCAUAAGCCAGUUAGCUCUGUGUUUGAUAUUGGGGUGAAGGUUGUGAAUGAGGAGCUCUACCGAAAAGCCUUUGAGGAAAUAGUCCGCUCCCUGGAUAAGCUGGAGAAUGCCAACAUUCCCUCAGUGACCCUCUCCCAGAGAGAGUUCCAUUUUGAGGAUGUUAAAUACAUGCAGCUGCAGAUAGAAAAGUUUACAAUCCGCAACGGACCAGUGCCCUGCCAGUUCGAAUUUAUCAGCAAACCAGAUGAGGAAACCUACUGCAAGGAGUGGCUGAUUGCUAAUCCCAGUAAGGGCUUUCUGCUAUCAGACGCUGAGAUCACAAUUGAGUUGGAAGUGUUUGUUAAUAAAUCAACAGCUACACACUUAAACUCUGGAGAGGAGAAACUUGAAGAUAUCUUGGUCUUGCAUCUUAACAGGGGGAAGGACUAUUUUCUAUCUGUAACAGGCAACUACUUGCCAAGUUGCUUUGGGUCUCCCCUUCAUACACUGUGUUACAUGAGGGAACCGAUCCAGGACAUGUCAGUAGAAUCCAUUCAGAAACUUACCCUCAUGCCAGUAGAAAUGUGUGAUGAAGUUGUUCAAGCUGAAAAGCCUAUGGACAUUCCAAAAGAGCUGUGGAUGAUGGUGGAUCACUUGUACCGCAAUGCUUCCCAGCAGGAGGACCUGUUUCAGCAGCCAGGCCUCAGAUCUGAAUUUGAGCAAAUCCGGGAUUGUCUGGACAAAGGAAUGCACGAUACCCUCUUUGGCAGCAACCACUCUGUAGCAGAAGCCCUGCUGCUCUUCCUGGAAAGCCUGCCGGAGCCUGUCAUCUGCUACAGAUUCUACAGCAGCUGUUUGGAGAGUGCCAGCAACUACCUGCUGAGCAGCCAGAUUAUCUCUAACCUGCCAGGGUGCCAUAAAAAUGUAUUUGAAUAUUUAAUGGCAUUUCUACGAGAACUACUGAAAAAUUCAGGGAAAAACCAUUUGGAUGUGAAUAUUCUUGCUAGUAUAUUCGGUGGCUUGUUACUUCGACCUCCUCCUGGACAUCCUACACCUGAUAUAACUGAAAAGAGGAAAGCUCAGCAGUUUAUCCAUCAGUUCCUCUUGAGAGAAGACAAUUUAUCAUGAAUUUCAGAUGCAGCUAAUCUGAUUUUUUUAUCAAAAUACUGUAAAAAAAACUUUUUUGUACAGUAUACUGGCUUUUUUGGAUAUCAUAGUAUUUUAUACAAUCUAUUGCUUUGAAGGCACAGAUCAGGCAGUUUGAAUCAGGUUUCGCUCUUUAAGCUGUAAAAUAUAUCAAAUUUCUAAAUAAGCUGUGUGUAAACAAGCAAAAAUACGAAAGCUGAUAUUUACACUGUAUUUUAUUUAACUUGUAUUAAAACUCAGAAUUUUUAAGUCCUUGUUAUUUAAAUAAAAAGAUCUGUGCAUUUUUCCA
Messenger RNA from Phaethon lepturus (White-tailed tropicbird), 2526 nucleotides. RefSeq names its product inositol polyphosphate-5-phosphatase, 75kDa (gene INPP5B). The record is from RefSeq and is a predicted model, not a curated record. Gene Ontology annotation, biological process: phosphatidylinositol dephosphorylation; signal transduction. Lineage: Eukaryota; Metazoa; Chordata; Aves; Phaethontiformes; Phaethontidae. Gene Ontology annotation, cellular component: cytosol; membrane. The transcript is spliced from 17 exons. Gene Ontology annotation, molecular function: inositol-1,4,5-trisphosphate 5-phosphatase activity; phosphatidylinositol-4,5-bisphosphate 5-phosphatase activity. The annotation marks the transcript as partial.